This is a messenger RNA of Peronospora matthiolae, 990 nucleotides long. NCBI's taxonomy places the organism in Eukaryota, Oomycota, Peronosporomycetes, Peronosporales, Peronosporaceae. The record is from the annotation of a GenBank genome assembly.
AUGGAGGAUGAGGACGUGGCGAUCUGCUUGUUGUGCAGCCUCCCCAAGAGCUACGAGAACGUCGUUCUCAACUUGGAGAUGAGCAGCGCGGAACUGCGAUCGCGAGACGUCGUGAGAGUGCUCACGAAUGAGCACAUCAAGAGGCAAGGUGACAAGACGACAUCGGUGAAGACUGAAGACGCGGCGAAGGCGUUCAGUGCCGAGCGUGAACCUCGACAGUGUACAUACUGCGGAAAAUUGGGGCACACGGCGGAGCGGUGCUGGACCAAGCAGAAGGACGAAAAUCAAGGUGGAGCUCGACGCGGCGGCAACAAUGCUCGUGGACGCGGAGCCAACAACGUUCAGUGGCGAAUCAACAGCACCUACGACGACAACUACGAUCGAGUUGCAUUCGCGGUUUCGCUGCAGGCUGGACUUUCGACGGGCAAGAAUAUGCCAGGGAUGUGGGCAGUGGACAGCGGUGCGACGCAUCACAUCUGCAACGACAAGGCAAAGUUUGCAAGCCUGAAUGAGCGAGAGAAAGGCGAACUAUCAGUGGCUGAUGGCAGCAAGGCUGCGAUCAAGGGUGUGGGAACCAUCAUGGAACGGGUGGUUCUGCCCAAUGGUGACGAACGCGACAUCGAGAUCAAGGAUGCACUGUUUGUACCAAGUAUGAGCAAGAAUCUGCUUUCGGUGCCACAGAUCAACAAGGGUGGCAGGUUCCAAGUCGUGUUCGAUGGGUCCAAGAUGCAAGUGAAGCGCAAGAAUUCCACACAAGUCGUGGCAACAGCGUAUCUCGUCGAUGGACUUUACUGGCUGCGGACUCCUCAACGAUCGGCAAAUGCAGCAACACGCAAUGGGACUAUCGACUUGCAUGCGCGCAUGGGUCAUGCACCCCUCGAAGUUCUGCGCAAGAUGGUGGCCACCGGCAUGAUCAAGGACGCCAAGGCACCUCUCAACUCGACUGGUCCAAGUGUGUGUCGCGGUUGCCAGCAAGGAAAGAUGGUCUAA